GUAAUCCGCGGCAGGCACCUGCUGCACCUGGCGCCCAUCCAGGAGGCUGCAGUACGCGUGCGCGCGAUGGCGAACGCGCUCGUGCUCGCGCCCGUGCUCAGCUUCUCGGAUGCCACCGCGCCAUACAGCAGCGACGUCAAGACCCGACGGUUCAAGGGCCUUGCCACGUACCUUCCGAUGGGCGUGCAACUGCUCACUCUGUACCAGGACGCGCCCGGCCGAGUGCUCAUGCGGCUGGAGCACAUGCAGCCGGCCGUUCCUCCGGACGAGCUCACCGCGGUCAACGCCACCAUACCCAUACAUGCGUUGUUGUCGACCUACACCAUGAAGAACUUCCGCGAAGUGUCCCUAACCGCCAGCCGCUGGAAGAACUCCAAGUUCGAGCCUCUUCGCUGGACUCCCAGCAACCGGUCCGCUGUCCCCAGGAGCGAGCCCCGGCUGGACAGGUCGGACGCCAAGGGCGCCCUCGCCGCGGUCCAACUCUUCACGGGAGAGAUCAGGACCUUCGUGGCGGACUUGUAGCGAGAUCGGAAAAGGACCUCGGGAGACCGACUCCGGAAUGCCUUCGGGGCAACUCUUAGACCUGCAGCUUUACCGGUCUACCUAGAGUAAUUGUAUCGGCUCUGCUCGCAGAGCCAGAAUAUCGCGUUCUUUCUUCUUGCGCCGCCAACUUCCUAUUGGCGGAGAAGCAGUCCCGUUCGCCAAGCUGGAUCCAAACAUAAUGAGGGAGAGCGACCUUGCAGGCGCCGAGUUUUGGGCUGAGCACGUUUCUCGAUUUGCGCUUGCGAAAUAUACAUCCUACACUAAAAUCGAACGAAGUGGAAAGUUCCUUGACCAGUUGACAUUAUGUGCAGUCACUGUUUACAAUAUAA
Ixodes scapularis (black-legged tick) is the source of this 872-nucleotide messenger RNA. Its product is annotated as lysosomal alpha-mannosidase-like. Bases 67 to 522 code for a protein of 151 amino acids. The transcript has 3 exons. The record is from RefSeq and is a predicted model, not a curated record. Gene Ontology annotation, biological process: carbohydrate metabolic process. NCBI's taxonomy places the organism in Eukaryota, Metazoa, Arthropoda, Arachnida, Ixodida, Ixodidae. Gene Ontology annotation, molecular function: carbohydrate binding; catalytic activity.